GGGAUGCAUUCUCUCGCGCAUGAACUUGCUGCUGCGCUCAUGCCAGAACCGAGUGCUGGUUCGAAGCUAUUACAAGAGGAGUUUGGGAUAGAGUAUGACGAAGGCGCGGAAGGGAUUGAUGAGGAGCCAGAAUUGAAUGGUCAUGCAGGCGGAGAGUCACUCGCAGACGAGAUUGGUGAUGCAUACGAUGGACCUGUGCCUAAUGGACACGCACCUGAGCUUGGGGAUGAGCCACCAAUAGACGACCUCGCCGUACAUUUCGGAUCGGGAGUUUCGUCCAGUCCCGGUAAACCUCAGGCGAAGCAGCAACCUCAACAAGAUCCAAUGGACGUCCUGGCAAAGGACCUAGAAUCCACCGACAAAUUCCUUUCACAAUUACGACACCUAGACGCCGACUCUACACAUUCAUCCUCUUCACAACCCUCCAUCGAGAAGUUCGCUUCGGAUAUAAUCAGGCAUAUUAAUGACUCAGUACGUGAUCGGGAGAGCCAGGUGCGGGAAUUGUUGGAAUAUGAAAGGGAGUUUAGGAAGAUUGCUGGAGAGGUAAACGGGAAUGACGUUCUUGGGAAGUUGGAUGCUUUGAAGGAAGUAGACGGUCUGUCGGACAAACCGGGACCCGUGGACGGGGCGCGCUCGAAUGGAGUGGUGAUGGAAACAAUUCAGGAGGAUACUCGUGCACACCAACGCGCUUCUUCGAAUGACUGGGAAAUGAAUCCGGAUGAUCAUUUCCUUGAAGACGAAGGAGACGAGACUUUUGACGAGGACGUUGACACGCCUUCUCCAAUGAAAGACUCUUUCGUCGUUCCUCCGCCAAUGACCGGUCCGCCAACAGUCCCAAAGAUUAUUCCCGAGCUGGUCCACGUCCGAACUGUCACAACUUCCCUCGCAACAUCUCUCACAGCCAUCUCAGAACACGCGCAGAUGAAUGGCGCAGCGAACGCAGACGCUGGUCGAAAAAUCCGUGCUCUGAAGAACAAACUCGGCGGAUGGCGAUCAGAAUGGGACAGCGCGGAACAGAGUCGGCUGAAGAUCGAAAGAUGGGAGGCAGGGUUAGAUGGUGACGACAACAACAAACGAACCACAGACGAACACCUACGCGCGUUCGAACUCGCAUUAGCGGACGCAGGGAUGAAAACUCAGGCUAUCAUGGCAAAGUCUUGA
Molecule: messenger RNA, 1161 nt
Organism: Fomitiporia mediterranea MF3/22
Lineage: Eukaryota; Fungi; Basidiomycota; Agaricomycetes; Hymenochaetales; Hymenochaetaceae
Exons: 2
Source: RefSeq, a predicted model, not a curated record